AAAUAAAUUGGAUAGUUAUAUGGACCGAAAAGGUAUGGAGGGUUAUGGUCUGAACGCAGGUGUAUGGGACUAGGGGAGAAUACGUGUUCGGCACGGACUAGAACGGUCUAGAUGGCCUGUUUCCGUGCUGUAAUUGUUAUAUGGUUAUAUGGUUAAUGUUGAUGUGUGAAUUUGGCAAUUGUUAGAGCUUUCUGACAUUCACAUUUCGGACAAUUUUCACAUUCUGACAAAACUGUUUAAAUUCUACUGUAAUGGUGUGGACCAACAACUAGCUGGAAAUCUUUUCAUAGCAGUAUCGACCUGAGCUUUAAUUCAGAUAGUACCUAAAAGUGUGUCAGUGAUCUGUGUGGAGCACUUCCCUUUGCAUUACACCAAUAGAGGAAGUUUGCAAAUACAGCUGCUUUUACCCAAGAAAAAUCACACAAAAAAAUUCAUGCCCAUUUGUGAUCCACACUACCUGGGUUUUCUGCAAAAUUUCAAAGUAGGACAUUAAAAGCUGGGAAUAGCAAUUGUAAAUAAAGAUCAAUAUUAAUUUCUGUUUAUGGAUUUGAAUAAGAAUAACUGACUUUUGAAAACUUGCACAAGUAGAUAGGAAAUAGCAGAAGUGGCAGUUGUGUUAUGUGCAAGCAGUUGCGUGUAUCAACACUCUAAAAAAAAGGAACAUUAUACGUGCUAGCAAAGAUUUCAACAUGUUCAACCCACAACUUUCAUUGUUUAAGUGAGCGAUGAUUGAUGGCUGCUAAGAAGCCUGUGGUUGGGUAGUCACAAUUUUAAUCGCAUCAGUUGCCACCUCAAUAUCUUAAAGCAUUUAGAACCGUGUAACAUUAUCGAGAAACAUUUGAGCGCUGCUUAACAGGAGUCCCUCCUGUGAAAUAGUCUCUUUUCAAAAGCAGCAAAACGAAAACUGAAAUAUGUCUCGCUACGCAAGUCCCAAGUCAUCAUUCCGUCGCUUGGUUAUACAGACAAGAUCGCCAACAUCUUCUAGCAACUUAUACUCUUCACCAGUUCAUCAAUCCUUUACAGAAGCAAAGACAUACUCCAGUCCAUUGUCUGCAUCAAGUCGGAUGAGCAUGAAUGGUUCCAGCAAUAAUGAUACAUUGGACUUUUCCCUACUGGAUGCUGUUAGUGAUGAAUUCAAAACCAACCGCACAAGUGAGAAAGACAAACUCAUCGAGCUGAAUAACCGCUUUGUCAUCUACAUUGAUAAGGUGAGGUCCAUGGAGCAACAAAACAAAAUUCUUGAAACUGAAAUACAAGAACUGAAGGGCAAAGGCAAUUCCAAGGCUGGGAACAUCUAUGACCAGGAGAUUAAGAAACUGCGACAAGAAGUUGAGCAGCUUACCAAGGAGAAAACGAGGAUUGAAGUUGCAAGAGACAACUUAUUGGAUGAUAUUCAGAAACUCAAGAAUAAGCUGAGGAAUGAAAUACAACAACGUGAGGAAGCUGAAAAUAACCUGUCAGAUUUUAGAGAGGAUGUGGAUGAAGCUACACAGACCUGUGCAGAUCUGCAACAUAAAAUUAAUGCACUGCAAGAUGAAAUAAUCUUCUUAAAGAAACUUCAUGAAGAAGAACUCAUUGAGAUGCAAGUUAAUGAACAGCAACAUAUCAAAAUAGAGAAGGAUUCAGCUGGUCCUGAUCUUUCCAUGGCACUCCAUGAAGCUCGUUCUCAAUUUGAUAAACUUGCUGCUAAGAAUAUUUCUGAGACCGAGGAAUGGUACAAGUCUAAGAUUUCCGAUCUAUCUCAAAAUGUUACCCGCGCCAAUGAUUCUCUUCGCCUGGCAAAACAAGAAGCAAAUAAUUACCGUAGAGAGGCCCAAGGACUAAAAUGUGAAGCUGAAGCUCUUAAAGGAGCUAAAGGUCUUCUUGAGCGUCAGAAGGAAGAAAUGGAAGUACAGUUUGCCAAGGAGGCAGAUAAAUUCCAGGACAUAAUUGUGCAGCGUGAAGAGGAAAUAAAUAAUUUGAGUGAACAGAUGAGCCGUCGCCUGUAUGAAUAUCAGGAUUUGCUCAAAGUUAAAACCGUUUUAGAUGCCGAAAUAGCAACAUACAGGAAUUUACUGGAGUCUGAGGAAAAUAGGAUUUCUAUACCUUCUCCUUCUCUGCUCCUGAAAGAAAAAGGUGUACCGGAGGUUUUUUCAUCUGUCAGGAAAUUGUCUGUGAAAACAAUCGAGUUAAAAGAUGGAGAGGUUAUCGCUGAAACUACUGAAGAGCAUGAAGUGAAUGCCAUCAAAGAAGAUGUCUUUUCUGAAGAUGAAGCUUCCAGCUAAAGAAUAAAAAUCCUGACUUUUAAGGGAUAGUAUUCCAAGCAUAAAAUGAAAAUGAAAAUGCUGUUUUCAUUUCUCUGUUGCUCCAUAGAUGCUGCCUGACAUGCUGACAUUGUCUGUUUUCAUUUCAGAUUUCCAGGAUCGGCAAUUAUUUUGCUUUUCUUUUAUCAUUGUGAAGAAAAAGUUUAAGAUAUAAAGCUUUGUAGAUUUAUUUGAGGAGCUGCACUGUAAAAGAGUUAUACCUAAUAAUUUGUCAAAAUAAUAGUGGUAGCAGUCAUAGUCUAUUAAACAGUAUGUAAUUGCAUAACAUGUAGCCAAAGAUGCAUGAGUUCUGGAGUCAUGCAGCUCAGAAAAAAAGCCUUUUACUGUAUGUAAAUGGGUAAAAAGGGUGGCAUGGGCCUGAUCCCAUUGCCUGCAUGAAGACUGCACACAUUUAUGCAAACCGCUUUUAAAUUGAAUUAAAUACUCUUUCUGCUUCACUGUAUUGAGCAUUGCCACUUCUGCUUAAAUAACAAUUUCUGGUGUUAAACAGAAAAUGAGCAUUCAUUGUUUUCUUCUAAGAAUAACUAUGUAUUUCAGUGAUACCUAAGGGCCAAAUUGCUGAAUAAAAGGCAAUUAAUACCUG
Messenger RNA from Leucoraja erinaceus (little skate), 2886 nucleotides. RefSeq names its product vimentin-like. The record is from RefSeq and is a predicted model, not a curated record. The coding region runs from base 912 to 2264 and encodes 450 amino acids. Gene Ontology annotation, molecular function: structural constituent of cytoskeleton. Gene Ontology annotation, biological process: intermediate filament organization. Lineage: Eukaryota; Metazoa; Chordata; Chondrichthyes; Rajiformes; Rajidae. The transcript is spliced from 9 exons. Gene Ontology annotation, cellular component: plasma membrane; cytoplasm; axon.